This is a messenger RNA of Pangasianodon hypophthalmus (striped catfish), 5336 nucleotides long. RefSeq names its product serine protease 27. The record is from RefSeq and is a predicted model, not a curated record. NCBI's taxonomy places the organism in Eukaryota, Metazoa, Chordata, Actinopteri, Siluriformes, Pangasiidae. Gene Ontology annotation, biological process: proteolysis. Gene Ontology annotation, molecular function: serine-type endopeptidase activity. Bases 4298 to 5167 code for a protein of 289 amino acids. The transcript is spliced from 8 exons.
AGUGGCUGCAAUAUUUUUGAGAAAGACACAAACCUGUCUGAUUCCAUUCAGUGCAAAUCAUCAGAAGCGGAGGUGAGAAACUACUUUGGUGAGAAGUUCAUGCACUGAAAGUCAUCAUUUGUAAGUUUUAUCACUUCAAACAUUCUGCAUAAUCCUAAUUUCAACAGAUUGGAGUCCGCAAAAAGGUCGCUUUCGGCUCUAAAAGGGUUUUUGGUCACAAAGUUUUCUGCUAUUAAACAUAACAAAAACAUUUGUAUUUCAUAUCGUUACUGGUAUCAAGGAAGAGCGAGAGUCUGGGUGACUGCAGAUAUGGACAAAGAACUGGACACGUUAGGGUUAGUGUGCAAAGUUCUGGCAAGGUUUUGGAGAUGCAUAUAUGACCCAUUCAUAUGGUUUACAACUAUCAGAGACUCACACAAUCCCGUUGCAGACUGUUUGUGAAUGAAGAUCUAUACAAACUCCACAAUUUUAAAUGCUCAUGACCAAAGCUGUUUUUAUCAUGAACUGCCAUCAAUAACACACAUGCACUUUCACAUUUUAUGUUCAAAAGCUGAGUAUCUGUAUCAGUAUUCAAUACAAAAAUAACGUGUAUUAGGCUGAGAUCUCACGUGAGCUUUCUUUAUUUUGGGCACGUGUCUGUUGUGGCAUGUUAGUGGGCAAAAAAAAAAAAAAAAAAGAAGAAAGUAAAUAGCAUGAAUCUUGGCAGGUUUAAUUGGUUGCUUCUGCUUCGACAGACUCACGUUCACACACACACACACACACACACACCUGCUCAGCUCACUGCUAGAGAAAGACACACACACAGCUCUUUAAUAUACGUAGCAAGGAAGAUAGAUGUUAGACGUGCCCUACAAAUCAGCUAAUCUCCAUACACCACCUUCCUGCUGCAGAUUCCCACUAAACCACCAGCCACAGAACCCUCAACGCAGACCAGGGAGCUGCCCGGUGUGACUGGGCGCCUCAGUAGGUAGUACCACGGAGUGAAGACCACCCGCUUGUCGGCAAGAACCUCCUUCUCAGUGGUAUUUAGACUUCCACACUGAGAGCUCCCAACUAAUGUUUAACACCAAGCAGCCCUCCACGUCCACCACCCAGGACAAAUCGGCCCCAGUCCUCUGGUGUGCAACACAUAAGGAGAUUAAAGUUAGGAGAGUGGAGCAGAUCACCACCACAGAGUGCAGCUUUAACACUCAUGGAGUUAUGAAGGAAGGAUCAGAUGACUUGUGAAGGAUCAGAUCUGGUGACCCCAGUCUCGUUAUUCGCUAGUGUGUCUUCUCUAGUGCAUAUUCAUUCUGAGUCAUUUGUACAUUCUUUAAUUUAAUUGUUUGAGCAUUUGUAUUUUGUGUUUUGGGGUUUUUACUUCUGUGUUUCGAGCCCUGACAACUAUUUACAGUACACAUAAUCUGGUAAGUAAGUUAUCUAAAAUAAUGAAAGCGGGGCUGCUUGGUGUCACAAUUACAGUAUUUGCAAGAAUUUGUUUGAGCCACUUGAUAUGAAAGUUUAGGACUGAGUUGGUGAGGACGAAGGGCAGAAGAAUUAGCAGCUGUAGCAUUUCCUAUGAUUCAUUUGUUAGAAUAAUUUUUGUACACACUUCCUCUUGACCAACAUUUAAAUGUGCCUGUAGAGUUCAGAGAAAUAUUAUUAUAUGAAGGAUUUUAUGGUCAGAACAACAGCAGCUGCACAGAGAGAUAAAGAUGGCAUAAAUACACAGUUUGUCAUCAAUUAUUUAAGAGAGCAGUUAUUAUUAUUAUUAUUAUUAUUAUUAUAAACAGAACAUGCCUAUGACAGGGGUGAAAUUCUAUCUCCAGGAAUUUCUUUUUGACAGGAUCAUAACUAUACAUUUUUAAAGACUUAUUUUCAUUCCUAUCCUGGUGGUGAGAGCUCCUGACCUGAAAUUCCAGCAGAUAAUUACGUACCAUACAUACAUGUGUAUAACCUGGAAAUGCAGUAAUUGAUACACUAAUAGAUGCAGCAAGACAGAGGUUAUUUAAUAAAAUAAUGAAGGAACAGGUCUGAAAAAUAACACUGUGAAUGUUGGGGAUUAUAUUCUGUCUCAACUUAACAGAAUAUUUGCAUAAACUUAUCAGCCAGAUCAAUAAAUGUGAUGUGAUUGUAAUGUGAUGUAACCAGGAAGUGGUUGCAAUAAUUUUGAUUGUUAUCAGCAGAACGACACAAACCUGUCUGACUCCAUUCAGUGCAAAUCAUCGAAAUAAGAUCAGCAUGAUUUUUUCAGUCAUUUGGUCUGUAAUGCUUAUCAUGGCCCUGCUUUACUGGAAAACUAUUAACUCAUAUUUUUUUAUUCAUUUGCCAAAUCCCACCCACUAGCUAGCUAGCUAGCUAUCCCCUAUCACGUGACCUCUACCAACAGCGAUGUAAAGCAUACCUCUACAUCUUUUCAAACUGCUGCACAUGCAACUUUGCUGGCCAGAAGAACACACUUGGAGAAAAACGCUAACUGCCCUAAGAUGCCCAUGAUUGGUUAGUGUUGAACUCAUUGACAAAGGAGAUAGAGUAUGUCAUCAUUCCCAUCUAGAGACCAAGACCAGCUCUCUGGGACUCCUGGCUAAAGAUAGCGAAGGCAUCGUUGAGUUCGAACGUACAAUCUCUGUUUUUUUAAUGUGACAACACUCAGUAGUCCGCCUAUCGACCUAUUUCUAAUCUACCUUUCCUGGCUAAAGUGUUGGAAUGGUUAUAGCCUCACAGUUACAAAUAAUAAUAAUGGCUUUCAAACACUGAACAAUACUGAGACUGCACUUUUAUGUGUCUUAAAUAGUCUUCGUCUCUCCUCUGACUCUACUGCCAUCACCAUUCAUUUCAUUUUUGAUGUCAGUGCUGCUUUUAAUAUAAUAAAUCAUGAUGCACUCAUUUCCAUUCUCUCAGGUAUUGGGGUUACAGGUUUAGCUCUUGUCUGGUUCAAAUCUUAUCGUACUAACAGACAUCAUUUUUUCCACAAUUUCCACAAAUAUCUGCUACUCAAGGUGUUCCCCAGGUAUCAGUUCAUGGCCCUUUUCGUUUCAUUAUUUGUUUAUUUCUUUUCUUUAUUCUUUUCAUUAUUUAUGUACUUCAGUGAACAUCAUGCUAUGAACUAGUGGUCCUAGUAGUGCCACCUUACUGGUCAGAGGUCAGAGAUUGGGGCUUUUGUGAUUAAAUUAAGAGGUGUAGGAGGAAAAAAAGCAACUGCAAAAACAAAAGGCCAUGCACAAGCUCUGACAAGCAAGUGUAGGAGUGUCGAGAGUCUCUACUCUACUCUAACCAAUCUACUGAGGAUAUUGCUGAGCGAUGGAAGGAGCAUGUUGAGGAGCACCUUAACUCAGCAGACCAGAAAUCUCUGGGGUUUUGUAGUACAUCUCUGUGGUUGAGGUUCCUAUGGCAGUUAGAAGCCUCCAUAGUGGCAAGGCCUGCUGAUGUGAUGCAGAUGUCUGAACCUUACACACUUCUACUGUUCUGGGUCCUCUUGACUUCCGGAUUGCCUGAUUUAUCCUGAUGCUUUACUUCCACUUGGAGCUUCUGCAGUUGUGACUCACCUUCUGCUGCUCUAGAAGGUCCCACAUGAGCACCUAAAGAUUUCCCUCCCCAAAACCAGUUUAUGCCCAAGAGUCCCCCUUACAUCACUGGAUAAUCUUAGCCAGAUACUUUAGAUUUGUACUGAAACUGCUGCUGUAGUCGGUAAGACUGUCCUGUGCUCAUCCCAGGACUCAUUCAUACAUCCUUUCAACACGCUUAGUACCGUUUGUCUUUACUCUUCUACACCUGUAUAGUGUAAUGAUUUAUCCCAGUACAUCACCCAAAAGAGGAAGGGUUCCCUUUUAAGGUCCUCUUAAGGUUUGUCUCAAAAAUUUCUUCCUUUUGUUGUCUCAUGGAAUUUUCUUCACCUCUGUCAUCUCUGGCUCGUUCAUUAUAAUCAAAAUUUACAUCUGGAUUUCUGCAGUGAUGUCUAUUGUUAAAGGCAUUAUACAAAUAAAAUCAAUCUAUAAUGCUACACUCUAUUGCAUUCAACAGUAGGUGUUGAAUUUUGCCCCGUUACAGUUCAGGUGCUUUUUUUUAAUCCCAUUACAUGUAUUUCCUGCUUGUUUUGUUUUGUCAAGCAAACUGUAGCAAGUGAAGAUAAUUGCAUGCUAUGUGCUUAAACUGGAAAUGCGGUUGUAGGUUAUUUCCAUAACUGAGGAGGACAUUCCAGUGAUGUAGCAGGUCUGACAAAUAGCACUGUGGGAAGACUGGGUAGAUACAACAGUGUGUCAAAGGAGAACAAGUACACCUUCUGACUUACACAGACAGAGACAGAGGGCUGAAUGCAAACAUGCUGAGAUUUCAGUGUGUGGUCAUGGCCUUGGUCUUGUAUUUAAAAGGUUCGCUCUCCCAACUCAAUGUAUGUGGUCGUGCACCUUUUAACAGCCGUAUUAUGGGUGGGCAGAAUGCUUCAGAAGGGGCAUGGCCAUGGCAGGUUAGUUUACAGAGGCCUGGUAAAGACGGCGGCCAUUUCUGUGGAGGAUCCCUCAUCAGCAAAGACUGGGUUCUGACAGCAGCCCAGUGUUUCACCAGGAAAAGUAAUUCUGCUGUGACUGUGUAUUUGGGGAAACAGACUUUCAAUGGCUUCAAUCCCAAUCAGAUUACCAGACAUGCUAAACAGGUGAUCCUGCACCCCAACUACAACAGCACAACCAAAAACAAUGACAUCGCGCUUGUGCGUCUGCACGCUUCUGUCAACUUCUCAGACUACAUCAGACCAGUAUGCUUGGCUGGACAAGGCAGCAAUUUUCCUGAUGACACCAUAAGCUGGAUCACAGGCUGGGGAAACAUUAACUCUACAGUGCCUUCGCCUGGUGUGCUGCAGGAGGCAAUGGUGCCCAUUGCUAAUGCAUAUGUUUGUGAUUAUCUAUUGAAUCCUGGAUCCAUGACCACAAACAUGAUCUGUGCCGGUUAUCUAGAUGGAGGCCCGGACACCUGUCAGGGGGACUUUGGUGGUCCGAUGGUGACUAAGCUGGGUGCAGCUUGGAUUCAGGCUGGUAUCACUAGCUGGGGUAAGGGCUGUGAUCAGCACAGCUCACCCGGUGUGUAUACUCUGGUGUCCCAGUAUCAGAUCUGGAUAUCCAGCAUCAUCAAACAGAACCUUCCCGGAUUUGUCAGGUACCAGCGCAGUGGGACGACCGGCGGCAGUACUGAUGGAUGAAAACAUUUUAAUUUAACAACUGUAUUUAUUAUUUAAUUAUUUACUACACAUGUCUAUAUAUAUUUUUUUACUGGAGUUGAAGAUAAUACUUUUGAUAUAUAGCUGUUAUUUUGAAGCAGUGUUGUAAACAGUGUUGUUUAGUAUCAUAAUUAAAUUGCAGACACAUGAA